Messenger RNA from Olea europaea var. sylvestris, 1501 nucleotides. RefSeq names its product erlin-1. The record is from RefSeq and is a predicted model, not a curated record. Gene Ontology annotation, cellular component: endoplasmic reticulum membrane; endoplasmic reticulum. The coding region runs from base 103 to 1221 and encodes 372 amino acids. Gene Ontology annotation, biological process: SREBP signaling pathway. Lineage: Eukaryota; Viridiplantae; Streptophyta; Magnoliopsida; Lamiales; Oleaceae. The transcript has 9 exons. Gene Ontology annotation, molecular function: cholesterol binding; ubiquitin protein ligase binding.
UAUCAUAUCAAUUUCGUUUGAUUCUUUCAAUAAAUUUUGGAUCUCAAAACCCAUAAGCCAUUAAAUUCUGUAGAAAAUUUCAUAAUCAAAAUUGGAACAGCCAUGGACGCACAGCAGCAGCAGAGAGAAGCAUCUCCACAGCCACCACCACCGCCGGCGGCGGGCGGAGGUGGAGGUGGAGGCGGAGGGGGAGGCGGAGAUUUCACAGCCAUUUUCACUAUUCUAUUGUCCUUCAUCGCUAUUGCCUCUAUGGUUAUUAUCCCUACUGUGUCGACCUUAAGGCAAAGCUUAGCUAUCUUACAUCAAGUUCCCGAAGGCCAUGUUGGGGUUUAUUGGAGAGGAGGUGCCCUUCUGAACACAAUUACAGAUCCAGGUUUUCAUUUGAAAUUGCCCUUGAUAACCCACUUCGAGCCCAUUCAAGUGACCCUACAGACUGAUUUGGUGCGGGAUAUACCCUGUGGAACAAAAGGUGGUGUUAUGAUCAACUUUGAGAAGAUAGAAGUUGUUAAUCGUCUUCACAAGGAUUAUGUACACGAGACUCUGCGCGACUAUGGUGUACAAUAUGACAACACAUGGAUAUAUGACAAGAUCCAUCACGAGAUCAAUCAGUUCUGCAGUGCUCAUUCCCUGCAGCAAGUUUACAUUGACAUGUUCGAUCAGAUUGAUGAGAAAAUGAAAGAUGCUCUUCAGGCUGACUGCACACGUUAUGCUCCAGGUAUUGAAAUACUUAGUGUGCGUGUCACUAAACCCACCAUUCCAGAUAGCAUAAGGCGGAAUUUUGAACAGAUGGAAGAGGAACGCACCAAGGUCUUGAUUGCAAUGGAGAGACAGAGAGUUUUUGAAAAGGAAGCUGAGACACAGAAAAAGAUAGCCAUAAGUGAAGCUGAAAAGCAUGCUCAGGUUAGCAAGAUCCAGAUGGAACAGAAGUUGACAGAGAAAGACAGCUUGAGGAGGCAAGAGGAAAUUUCUAAUACAAUGUACUUAGCUCGGGAGAAAAGCUUGGCUGAUGCCGACUUUUAUCGAACAAUGAAAGAAGCAGAAGCAAACAAGUUGAAGCUAACUCCACAAUAUCUAGAACUCAAAUUCAUCGAAGCAAUUGCUAACAACUCAAAGAUUUUCUUUGGUAACAAGGUACCUAAUAUGGUUUUGGAUCAGAGGCUUCUCGGAAACUUUUUGCAAAAUGUAGCCGGGAAAGGAAACGUUGCAGAGGAUAGCUCUUAAAUUUGGUGUUGGUCCUAAAACUAUAUGCCCAAGUGAAGGUGAAUAAUGGGAAAGAAGAAUCAUUUCAGUUUAUGAGAGGGAAAGUUACUGUUCAAUGUGCAUGAAAUAUAUACCUAUGUGCCUGAUUAUUAAAAGUUUUUUUUCUUGUUUUUUCAUCUUACUGCAUUCAAAUACUGCUUAAAUGUAAUGUCUUUAAUCUUCUUCCUGAUUGAUUUUUUGUAAGCAGUGUUGUAAAAGGAACGAGUUCUUUCCAGCAUAAGAAUCGAGUUAAUUGUUCCAA